Messenger RNA from Amborella trichopoda, 2316 nucleotides. RefSeq names its product Tetratricopeptide repeat (TPR)-like superfamily protein. Gene Ontology annotation, molecular function: protein binding; RNA binding. Gene Ontology annotation, biological process: RNA modification. Lineage: Eukaryota; Viridiplantae; Streptophyta; Magnoliopsida; Amborellales; Amborellaceae. The record is from RefSeq and is a predicted model, not a curated record.
UUAGGAGAUUACAUAAUUUUUUACCAAAAAAAAAAUACAGGAUCCAAAGAGUGGAACCAACGACUUUGUGAAACUGGAGAUGAUUCCCUGUCCUGGAGAAACCGAGUCGUAAAACCAGGCUCCAAAGCACGUAUCAAAAACUUGCCGGAGCAAAGGAAGGAACAAAAGAAUCAUGGUCGUCGUCUUCACCAUGUCCCCGCCAUCUUCACAUUCCCUCAACCUCUACUGCUCUCUCCAAUCUCCUUCUCUUAUUACCAACCCAACCCUCACCAGGCCUCCUCACCUCCAACUACCAGACAGGAUCAAAUUAUUGCUAGGUUCAUGCAAAACCGCCUCUCACCUCGUCCAAAUCCAUGCAUCCAUCCUCAGAAAUGGUCUGGACCGCAACCCUUUGUUGCAAUUCAAACUCCUUCGCUCGUACUCAUCUUCCGGUCUCGUGAACCAAGCACGCCUUCUUUUCGAUCAAGUGCAUGAACCCAAUGUAUUCUUCUGGACUGCUAUAAUUAGGGGUUGUGCACUGAAUGGAUUAUAUAAGGAGGCCAUCCUCCUGUAUUACCAAAUGCAGGAUGGAGGGGUUGAGCCCAAUGCCUAUACCUUCUCCUCCCUCUUGAAAGCCUUCUCAAUGGAACUUCUAGUAAGAGAAGGGGAGGCGGCGCAUGGCCAUGUCCUUAAACUUCAAUUGGGCGAUGAUUCUUUCGUUCAAUCAUCACUCAUAGACAUGUAUGCGAGGUUUGGGAAGCUCGAAGCUGCUCGUCAACUGUUCGAUCAAAUGCUCCACAAAAGCAUUGUUUCUUACACUGCCAUGAUCACCUGCUACACAAAGAGGGGCGAGUUAGACGAUGCUCGAAUGCUCUUUGACGAAAUGAAUGAGAGAGAUGCCAUAUGUUGGAAUGCAAUAAUUGAUGGGUACACCCAACAUGGUCAUUUCAGUGAGUCCUUGACUCUUUUCCAACAAAUGCUCUCAGAGAAUAUAAAACCCAACGAAGUAACCAUGCUCUCAGUGCUCUCGGCUUGUGCUCAUUUAGGGGCAUUGGAUUCAGGCAAGUGGCUCCAUGCUUACAUCGAUAACAAUGGCUUUUCUUCAAACUUGUUCGUUAGCACUGCUCUCAUAGAUAUGUAUUGCAAGUGUGGGAGCUUGGAGGAUGCACGCUCUGUGUUUAAUGCUAUGCUCAGAAAAGAUGUUGUAGCUUGGAAUGCAAUGGUAAUUGGCUAUGCCAUGCAUGGACAGACCAUAGAGGCAUUGAAACUCUUUAAUCGAAUGUGUGGAUUAGGGCUUACCCCUACUGAUAUAACAUUCAUUGGGCUGCUCAAUGCAUGUAGCCAUGCAGGUUUUGUGAAAGAGGGUCAAAGGUUAUUGCAAUCCAUGAAGGAAGAGUAUGGAAUCGAGCCGAAGAUAGAACACUAUGGUUGCAUGGUUGAUCUUCUCGGGCGUGCAGGGCAUUUGGAAGAAGCAUACAACCUAGUGAAGGGCAUGAGUAUUGAACCUGACCCAGUUAUAUGGGGGGCCCUUCUGAGUGCAUGCAAGCUCCAUGGAAACGUCAAGCUAGGGAAAAGUAUAUCUGAAUUCAUAGUUCAAAGUGGAAAUGCGAAUUCUGGAACCUACGUUCUUCUCUCCAACAUUUAUGCUGCAGCUGGUAACUGGGAAGAGGUGGCAAGAGUGAGGACCUUGAUGAGAGAGAGCGGAAUAGUAAAGGAGCCUGGGUGUAGCUCAAUUGAAGUCGAUAACAAGAUCCAUGAGUUCGUUGCAGGGGACCUGAAACACCCAAAGGUGAAGGAGAUCUACGAUAUGAUGGAUAAGUUGAAUAGUUUGCUGAAAUCUGAAGGAUAUAUUCCGCAGACCAAUGUAGUUUUUGCAUAAUAUUGAAGAGGCUCAAAAGGAACUUCAUAGCAUUCAAGACAACAUAUCAAAACAGUUGAGAACGUUUGUAUCUUCUCGCAUUGUCACGAUGCAAUGGAGCCAAUAUGGAAGAAAACUGGGCACAAGCAAACGACCAGAGAUCACAAUCAUUUUCGCUAUUUUGCAGAGAUGUCAAUCAUUUUCUCUUUUCCAGAGAUACACAAUCAUUCAAAGUAGUAUGAUUGACUCCCUCAAUAUCCGUCAAAAUUCACUUGGAAAUUGAGGAGAGCUGUGGAUUCAACUUGUGUCAAUGAUGGAGAUAGAAGGUGGUAGCACAUCCGUUGGCCAACUAUGGGUACCUCAUGACUUAAUGGGAGAUGUACAUAAUCAAAUCCUAAAAAAAUAUUUUAGAAAAGCUUUCAUGGAACCCAUGUAAAAACUGAUCCGGAUUGUGCAAAUGAAACUUGGAGUUCAUUGCU